AUGGAUUACAAGAUCAAGUGCAUAUUGCUUGUAUCCUUAGCUUUAGCAAUGUUCAUCGGCCUCUCGGAGGGGUUCGAUUUCCAUGAGAAGGAACUAGAAUCUGAGGAUCGUUUGUGGGAACUAUAUGAGAGGUGGCGUAGUCACCACACUGUGUCGAGGAGCCUUGAUGACAAGCAAAAGAGAUUCAAUGUGUUCAAGGAAAAUGUGAAGCAUGUUCAUAAAGUUAAUAAGAUGGACAAGCCUUACAAGCUUAAGUUGAACAAGUUUGCUGACAUGACAAGUCACGAGUUCCUCAACCAUUUUGCUGGUUCAAAGAUCAGUCACCACAGGAUGCUCCAUGGCAAGAUGACGAGCGGUAACGGUGGCUUCAUGUAUGCAGAUGCCGAUAAUGUCCCGCCAUCUGUUGAUUGGAGGAAGAAGGGUGCUGUUACUCCUGUUAAGAACCAAGGCCAAUGUGGGAGUUGCUGGGCAUUCUCAACAGUUGUAUCAGUUGAGGGUAUAAACCACAUCAAAACAGAGAAGCUAGUUUCCUUGUCUGAACAAGAGCUUAUUGACUGCGACACCUCACAGAACCAAGGAUGCAAUGGUGGUCUCAUGGAAUUGGCAUUCGAAUUCAUCAAGCAAAAGGGUGGCCUUAACACUGAAGAAAACUACCCUUACACCGCUGAAGAUGGCAAAUGCGAUAAGCUCAAGAUGGAUGCUCCAAAAGUAUCAAUUGAUGGACAUGAGAAUGUACCUGAGAAUGAUGAGGGAGCUCUGCUCAAGGCUGUUGCCCACCAACCUGUGUCUGUGGCCAUUGAUGCUGGGAGUUUAGAUAUGCAGUUCUAUUCAGAGGGAGUGUUCACUGGAGAAUGUGGGACAGACUUGAAUCACGGUGUCGCAGCUGUGGGAUACGGAACUACCCUUGACGGUACCAAGUACUGGAUCGUGAAGAAUUCAUGGGGAGAAGAAUGGGGUGAGAAGGGUUACAUAAGGAUGAAACGCGGUAUCUCCAAGAAAGAAGGAUUGUGUGGGAUUGCAAUGAUGGCCUCAUAUCCUAUCAAGAACUCUUCCAGCAAUCCUUCAUCUUCUGAGGAUGGAUACUCCAAGAAGGAUGAACUCUAAACCAGAUUUAGAGAUGUUUGAUAUCUAGGAUUGAUGCACAUUUACAGAAUCACUCAAACUUUAAAGGCAUUUUAUGUGAUUUCAAAUUAUACUUCAUUUCAAUUGUUGGAAACAAUUCAGUAAUCUGUUUUAAAGCAGGUUUAGAAUAAUAGUUAAUACUUAAUAGUGAUGAAAUAAAACCAUCUCAUAAUAUCAUAUUAUGACUUGUA
Beta vulgaris subsp. vulgaris (sugar beet) is the source of this 1313-nucleotide messenger RNA. RefSeq names its product vignain. The record is from RefSeq and is a predicted model, not a curated record. Gene Ontology annotation, molecular function: cysteine-type endopeptidase activity. The coding region runs from base 1 to 1104 and encodes 367 amino acids. The transcript has 4 exons. Gene Ontology annotation, cellular component: lysosome. NCBI's taxonomy places the organism in Eukaryota, Viridiplantae, Streptophyta, Magnoliopsida, Caryophyllales, Amaranthaceae.